Molecule: messenger RNA, 702 nt
Organism: Neolamprologus brichardi
Lineage: Eukaryota; Metazoa; Chordata; Actinopteri; Cichliformes; Cichlidae
Source: RefSeq, a predicted model, not a curated record
AUGGAGGACAGCGGUGGCGCUUCUGCGGAGCAGUUGCAAUUCUGUCUUUUGCCUGAUUCCACGACAAAAACCCCAAAGAAUGAAAUACGGCUUCUUCAAGCUGGACUUGGAAGGCGAACUCUCAGCAUAGCUGACAAUGCUGAUCAUGAAGAAAUUACUGUAGCUCUGCAUGAAGAGUAUCCGAAGAUGAAGGCCCUAACUGGUGGAUGGCUCUUGUAUAAAGCAGGAGGUGGUAGCGGACAGAGAAAUCUCUCUCUAGUAUCUCAGGGAACACAAGGCUACACAGCCAAGACGCUCAAGAUGGCCACCAACAAUGGAAAAAAUACACUUUAUAUUGUCCCUCUCCAAGAAAAAAUUGAUACUACACCUCUUCCACAUGAUGCUGCAGAAUUCAGCAAAAUGCCAAAGUCUCAGUGCAAGACCUGUGGUGUGACUAUGCCUCUUCAGCUACUUGUUUGUCAUGUAGAAAACUGUGUACAAGAAGCUGCGUGUGAAAGCAUGACUGACCAGGCACAUCAGAAUGAAGUCCAAUUGGAGCCUUCUUGUCCUGUUUGUGGAAAUCGUUAUCCUCCAGAUGACUUGGUCUUGCAUGCCAGUACAUGUGGUGAUCGAAGGGGCUCAUCCUUACCUAACCUGUUCAUCUUCUAUGAUCAUGUUGACCACAUGGAUGAGCUUUUAUCAGUGUUCAUCCUGGCAUUUUGA